Agelaius phoeniceus (red-winged blackbird) is the source of this 3909-nucleotide messenger RNA. RefSeq lists its product as uncharacterized. Gene Ontology annotation, biological process: regulation of DNA-templated transcription. The record is from RefSeq and is a predicted model, not a curated record. Lineage: Eukaryota; Metazoa; Chordata; Aves; Passeriformes; Icteridae.
AUGUCCCGCCGGGGGCCCGCACAGGUGUCGGGCAGCCUCCGGCGGAAGGCGGCACCGGGCACGGCCCCGUCGGAGCUGCAGGAGCUGCGGAGCCGCACGGAGCGCGCGGAGCGGCGGCUGCUGGCCUGCGAGAACCUGGUCGGGGAGCUGGGCAGCGGCCUGGCCGCCCUCAGCACCCUCCUGCAGGGCUACGGGCAGCUGCAGCAGCGCCUGCUCAACCUGGAGAACCUCCUCAAGAACAGGAACUUCUGGAUCCUGCGCCUGCCCCCCGCCUCCGGGGGGGAGAUCCCCAAGGUGCCGCUCACCUUCGAUGAUAUCUCGGUGUAUUUCAACGAGCUGGAGUGGGAGAGGCUGGAGCACUGGCAGAAGGAUCUGUACAGGGCCGUGAUGAGGGGCAACUAUGAGACCUUGGUGUCCCUGGACUACGCCGUGUCCAAGCCCGAGAUCCUGUCCCAGAUGGAGAGGGAUGAAGAGUUCAGUUACAAGGAGGUUCAGGAGUCCCCAUGGACAAACACUGGGGAUGGUCAGGAGCUCCUCUGGGCAGCAGAAGAGAGGGACGAGGCAGAGGAGGCUGCAGGAGAUGGAAGCCCCAUGGGAGCUGCCCCAGACAGUGCCAAGUCCAAGCCCAGCAGCUGGACCUGCAUCGAGAGGGAUGAAGAGCCCAGCAACAGAAAGAGUCCCAAGCCCUCAUGGACCCAGAGUGGGGACAGCCAGAAAACCCCACAGAUACAGACUGGGGACAGCCAGGAAUCCUCAGAGACACAGAUUGGGAGCAGCCCAAAAUCCCCACGGACACGGAGUGGGAACAGCCAGAAAAUCCCACAGAUACAGAGUGGGGAAAGCCCAAAAGCCUCAUGGACACGGAGUGGGAACAGCCAGAAAACCCCACAGACACAGAAUGGGGACAGCCAGAACCCCCCACAGACACAGAGUGGGGACAGCCAAAAAUCCUCAUGGACACGAAGUGGGAACAGCCAGAAAACCCCACAAAUACAGACUGGGGACAGCCAGAACCCCCCACAGACAGAGACUGGAGACAGCCCAAAAUCCUCAUGGACACGGAGUGGGAACAGCCAGAAAACUCCACAGACACAGAGUGGGGACAGCCAGAACCCCUCACAGACACAGAGUGGGGACAGCCCAGAGUUCCCAUGGACACGGAGUGGGAACAGCCAGAAAACCCCACAGACAGAGACUGGGGACAGCCCAGAGUUCCUGUGGACACGGAGUGGGAACAGCCAGAAAACCCCACAGACACAGACUGGGGACAGCCAGAACCCCCCACAGACACAGACUGGGGACAGCCAGAACCCCCCACAGACACAGACUGGGGACAGCCCAGAGUUCCCGUGGACACGGAGUGGGAACAGCCCAAAGUCCCCAAGGACACACAAUGGGAAUAGCCCAAAGUCCCCAAGGACACAGAGUGGGAACAGCCCCAAACCCCCACUGAGACAGACUGGGAACAGCCCCAAGUCCCCACAGGCACACAGUGGGGAUAGCCAGACACUGCCUCAGACACAGACUGGGGACAGUCAGAACCCCCUCCAGACAGGUGUCCCCAACAAUCAGAAGCCCCCACAGACACCAGGAGAGAUGGAGCAGCAGGAAGAGGCUUCGGGAGAGGAUCCCAUGCCCACGGAAGCUGGCCCAGAGCUCCCCAUCCUGAUGAUGAACGUGAUGUCCCUGGGGGACCGUCAGCAGGGGACGGUGGCAGAGGAGGACGCAGAGAUGGAGGAGGACCCGGCAGAGCCUGACACUGAGGAAGCCUUAUCCAUGGAAGAUGAAACACCGUACGAAGGGGCUGCUCCCGAGGACAUCAAGGUGAAGGAAGAGGAGCCUGAGCUGCUGGCAGAGGAAUCCACCCCCUCUCCCGGCUCAGAGAUCCAGAAGUGUCCCAAAAACGAGCUGGUGAAAGCCAAGAUGAAGAAGAAGCCGAACCGGUGCGAGGCCAGCAACCUCCUGAUGGGCAACUGCCGGCGCGGGUACGUGCGGGAAUGGUCCCACCCCUGCACGGAGUGCGGGAAGCGCUUCCGCCUCAAGAUCAACCUCAUCAUCCACCAGCGCAGCCACGCCAAGGAGGGGCCCUACGAGUGCCCCGUCUGCGAGAUCGGCUUCAGCACCAAGCGGCACCUGGACCUUCACCGCGGCAUCCACGUCAAGGACAGAGCCUUCGGCGCCAAGGUCUGGGGCAACGUGCACCCCGAGCUGCGCAUCCGCCCACGCAGGGACCUGUGCGGCACCGGCCACGCCGCGGGGGCCUGGCUGGGCCAGCCCAAGGAGGAGCCCGACAGAGAGGGCCUGGCGGGCUCCGGGAUCGUGCAGCCGCCCAACCCCAGGCAGAAGUGCCCCCUCUGCAAGAAGUUCCUGUCCUGCUCCACGUCCAUGCGGCGGCACCUGAAGACCCACGCGCGGGACCGGCCCUACUGCUGCAGCUCCUGCAACAAGUGCUUCACCCGCAGCAAUCACCUGCUGCGCCACAAGAAGAUCCACGAGAGGGCUCUGGCCGUGCUCCAGCGGGAGGCCAAGGCCCAGCCCCCUGCUGCUAUCCCGGCAUCCCUGCAGCACCAAGCUCCCGAGGCCCAGAGGAGCCCUUCCCGAGAGAAUGGGAGCCCUGAGGCUGCAAAAGCGAGCCUGCCCAAUGUGCUGCUCUUGGGGACAACGCCACUGGGGCUCCCGGGCAAAGGCUCCCCGCUCCCUGACUGCAUCAGGAAAGCCGUGCAGCCCGUGGUCCAGCUGGGAUCCAGGGCAGUGGCUUCAGAGAUGACAGAGAAAUGACAGAUGACAGACCCUGGGACAGAUCUGAGCUGUGCGUGUCCCUGGAAGGAAACUGCGAGUUUGUUGGGUUUGCACCUGGUGGGACACCAAAAAUGGGAAUCUGCUGUUUUUUAGGAGCUUCCUGGGUUGUAGAAAGAAUGGGAAGCUUGGAGACCACAACAGAGAGCAAAUUGCAGAAGCCUCCAGUGAUCCAUAAUGCUUCACCAUUCCACUGACUUGGUCCUGUUGGCUGUUACUUGGAAUUUUCCCAAGCUGACAUUCCUGGGAGAUAAGUAGGUGAAUCCUGGUCAAACAGGAGCAGAACUUUCACAUUCUGAUGUUGGAGCUGACCCCUUGCAUUGGGAAACACAACUGGAGAGGGCAGGGAGAAUGGAAUGGAGCUGGCAGCAUUCCCAUGCAGCCCUUUGCUCCAUGGAACAAGUGUCCUGACUGAGAUACCAGAUGGAGAGUGACAUCGCUGAGACCCCACCACAUCCUGGCCACCCUGGGGAGAAGAUCAGCCAACAGCCCCUCCAGCAGGUUGGGAACACUGGAGCUUUGCACUGGAAGAUCCAUAGGACAAACCAAACCCCAAUAUUCUGUGCUGGCAUAUUCCAGGGGCGCCAGCAGGUCCACGAGGAAGGCCACAGGCACCCUCAGGACCAUCCUGCACGGGUGCAGAGUGAUUUUAGGAAUACUUGACAGCCCAGCAGCCAGCCCCAUGCUGCAGCAGCACCCUAAUCCCUGUGGAUCUGCCUGCACUGAGCAGCCCUUCAGCUCUGGAGGAAACUCCCACUCUCCCAACCACAGCUCGUCCUCUUUUGCCCAAAAUCCCACCUUAAUGAAUCCUAUGGGAAAACAGUUCUGCAGCUACCUCAGUCAGGGAGAGGGGACCUGCCCGGAGGCAGCCAGUGGAAGCCAGGCCUGGCACUGCCCCAGUGUCCCCUGGAGCCACCAGAGUAGUGUCCAUGGCCAGAGCCCCACGUGCUGGGUGUGCACAGGGAGCACCUCCCGCCCGGAGCCAGCGCCACACGGACACAGUGGAGCAGCUGUUGGGACUCCUGCAUUUCGUUUUUCAGGUUGUUGUUUGUUGUUUUUUUUUGAGCUGUUUGAUGUAACAAACAUCCUGAGAUCUCUGUCCCUCUCUGAGCA